Pneumocystis murina B123 is the source of this 240-nucleotide messenger RNA. RefSeq lists its product as hypothetical. Lineage: Eukaryota; Fungi; Ascomycota; Pneumocystomycetes; Pneumocystales; Pneumocystaceae. Gene Ontology annotation, biological process: proton motive force-driven ATP synthesis. Gene Ontology annotation, molecular function: proton-transporting ATP synthase activity, rotational mechanism. The record is from RefSeq and is a predicted model, not a curated record. Bases 1 to 240 code for a protein of 79 amino acids. The transcript has 6 exons.
AUGUUUCAAAAACAAAUUAUGGAAAAAGAGAAGAAAAAGUCAGAUAAAACAUACUUUUGGUGCCUUAAUGGAGUUUUGGUGGUGAAAAAUAUUUUUACAUACAAUCGAUAUUCCUCUAUUUGUGCAAAUAUAGUGAGGAAAUGUCUUAAUAAAAAUAAACGUGUUGAAGCAGAAAAACGGGAAAUAAUUUCAAAUUGGGAGAAUGGAAAACAAGGCAAAUCAGAAACUUUAACAAAAUAA